This is a messenger RNA of Cajanus cajan (pigeon pea), 2062 nucleotides long. NCBI's taxonomy places the organism in Eukaryota, Viridiplantae, Streptophyta, Magnoliopsida, Fabales, Fabaceae. The record is from RefSeq and is a predicted model, not a curated record.
AACGUAACUAACUAAUAUACAGACACAUCCUCUCUCUCUCUCUCUCUCUCGUGUUCCAACAAACAUGGCCUGAAAACCAUGCACGAGCUAAGCAACAAAUUAAGGCAAAGCAGAUUCGCGAUUCGCAUUGGCCGUAGCGGUUAAUUUCCCUUGCGAAGAUGGGAUUCAUGAGCGGCAUGUUCAUCGGUAUCGCCAUUGGUAUUGGUUUGAUCGUUGCUUUCGCUCGUCACGAAAGCGUCCGAUCCAAGCGUCGCAAAGAUUUGGCGAAGACGAUAGCAGAGUUUGCGAGAAUGACGGUGGAAGAUUCCAGAAAACUUCUGCCUCCUAAUUUCUAUCCGUCUUGGGUGGUCUUCACUCGGAGACAGAAGUUAAAUUGGUUUAAUAGCUUACUCAAUAAGAUUUGGCCGUACGUUAAUGAGGCAGCGUCGGAGUUGAUAAAAAGCAAUGUGGAACCCAUUCUUGAAGAAUAUAAACCCGUUAUUUUGUCUUCUCUCACCUUCUCCAAGUUGACCCUUGGCACUGUGGCUCCACAAUUUACAGGAGUUACAAUUGUUGAAGAGGACAGUGGAGCUGGUGGGGUGACCAUGGAUCUGGAGAUGCAGUGGGAUGGUAACCCGAAUAUCGUCCUUGACAUUAAAACAAAAGUUGGUGUUAAACUUCCUGUACAGGUAAAAAAUAUUGGAUUCACUGGGGUUUUCAGGUUGAUCUUCAAACCACUAGUGAAUGAGUUCCCUGCUUUUGGAGCUAUUUGUUUUUCCUUGAAAGAAAAGAAAGAUCUGGAUUUUACUCUUAAGGUUGUUGGUGGCGAUCUAUCAUCUUUACCGGGGGUAUCUGAUGCUAUAGAGGAAACAAUUAGAGACGCCAUUGAAGACUCUAUAACUUGGCCAGUACGCCAAAUUAUACCAAUUUUACCGGGAGAUUACAGUAAUCUAGAGUUGAAACCGGUUGGAAUACUAGAAGUAAAACUAGUGCAAGCAAAGAACUUAUCAAAUAAAGAUGUGAUUGGGAAAUCCGAUCCUUAUGCUGUUGUAUUUGUACGCCCGCUUCGUGACAGAACCAAAACCAGUAAAAUAAUCAACAACCAGUUGAAUCCAAUAUGGAAUGAGAACUUUGAGUUCAUUAUUGAAGAUGCGUCAACGCAACACUUGACCGUAAGAAUUUUCGAUGAUGAAGGCAUUCAGGCUUCUGAGCUUAUUGGCUGUGCCCAAGUUUCGCUGAAGGAUCUUGAACCUGGUAAAGUCAAGGAUGUAUGGCUUCACUUGGUUAAGGAUUUGGCGGUCCAUAGAGAUAACAAGUACAGGGGUGAGGUGCACUUGGAGCUCUUGUACUGCCCAUUUGGAGUCGAAAACAGCAUUAAGAACCCUUUUGACCCUGAUUUCUCAUUAACCUCGUUCGAGAAGACCCUCAAGAGUGGACCUGGUGACGCAGAGGCUGAGGAUACAAGGACACGUAGGAGAAGCAACGUGAUUAUAAGAGGGGUUCUGUCCGUGACAGUGAUUUCAGCUGAAGACUUGCCAGUAGUGGACUUAAUGGGAAAGGCUGAUCCAUUUGUUGUCCUUAUGUUGAAAAAAACUGAUAAAAAGCUCAAGACCAGAGUUGUAAAUGAAUCCCUAAACCCAGUUUGGAAUCAAACAUUUGAUUUUGUUGUGGAGGAUGGCUUACACGAAAUGUUAAUUCUUGAAGUCUACGAUCACGACACGUUUGGCAAGGAAAAAAUUGGAAGAGUGAUCUUGACUCUGACUAAGGUCAUCUUAGAAGGGGAAUACAGUGAAACCUUUCCCCUAGAUGGAGCUAAAUCUGGAAACAUUUCUUUGCAUUUGAAGUGGGCUGCACAGCACAAGUUCCGGGAUCCUUAGAGGUCUAUUUUACGUAUUUAUUUUAGUUUAUAUUUCAAUACAUUAUAAUUAUUUUGUUGAUUUAGAUUUGGCAAACUUCAGUUUUUCAUUGAUCCGUAGCCUCAAAUGGAGAAAAUGAGUAUGUAUCAACAAAGAAAAGCAUUACAUUCCAGUGUAAAUAUUGGCCAUUCAUAUUAUAUUACAUUAUUUUUGUUUUCUUAAAAAAA